Molecule: messenger RNA, 965 nt
Organism: Phragmites australis (common reed)
Lineage: Eukaryota; Viridiplantae; Streptophyta; Magnoliopsida; Poales; Poaceae
Product: ergosterol biosynthetic protein 28
Exons: 3
Coding region: 95-526 (143 amino acids)
Cellular component (GO): membrane; endoplasmic reticulum
Molecular function (GO): protein-macromolecule adaptor activity
Source: RefSeq, a predicted model, not a curated record
CACUUGUCAUCCUCCUCCUCUGAACCGCCUCGCCUCGUCCCCUCCGCUGCUUGGCUACUCCUCCGCUGCGCGCGGCUCACCGGUGGCGGCGGGCAUGGCGGAGAAGCGGGGCGGGAGGAAGGGCGUGCCGGCGCUGGGGUGGUGGCUGAUGCUGGUCGGCUCCCUCCGCCUCGCCUCCGUCUGGUUCGGAUUCUUCGACAUCUGGGCGCUCCGCGUCGCCGUCUUCUCCCAGGCAGAGAUGACUGAUGUACAUGGCCGUACUUUUGGUGUCUGGACACUUCUGACCUGCACGCUGUGCUUCCUGUGCGCGCUCAACCUGGAAAAUAAGCCUCUGUAUCUAGCCACCUUCUUAUCAUUCAUCUAUGCCCUCGGUCAUUUCCUCACCGAAUACUUGAUAUAUCACACCAUGGCUGCAGCAAAUCUGAGCACAGUUGGCUUCUUUGCAGGGACAUCAAUUGUAUGGAUGCUUCUUCAGUGGAAUUCUCAUGGGAAUCCCCGUGGUUCCCAUGCUGUUAAGCAGUCAUGAGUGAUGCUUACUCGUUGGUGCGAUGCACCCUGGGAGAGGAUGCUUGAAGAAACCUUCCAAGAGGCCCGUCACGGCUCAGUGUCAUUUUGUAAUCAAUUCUUUGGUCCUGUUGUUUAUUUUGGAUGAAACAUUUUCCCCACAGAUUUAGCCAUGAAAUUGUGAACGUUGUAAACGGCGACAGAAUCAACGGCGACAGAAUGACAUACAGGAGCUGUAACAUCAUGUUUGGUCAAAUUCAGGCACAACUGGGAAACAGACAGCUACUCAGAUAGCCACCUGUUCCUUGCUCAGAUGCCAAUCAGGUGAUGUACACAAGAGAUAUCAGUGUGUCAUGCAUUAUUAUUCUUGUAUGUGUAGACCGCAGGGCCAAUUUGUAUGAUCAUAUAUAUUCUUUGUUAUUUAUCCUAUUGCUGCUGCACACGGACGUUUCUUCCUGAAA